AUGGCUACUAAAAGAUCAAAUCCAUUCAUCGAAGACUUCGUGCCGCAAAGCAAGGUUCAUGUAGGUUUAAAACAGUUUAAUAACAACGAAGACAGGCUGAAGAAAGUGUAUGAAAAAACAUUGGAAUUGCUCUUUAAGGGAGCAAAAAAGUCGUCAAAUCUUGAUUCUAUAAGUACUCAAACAAUAGCUGCAAUUUGUAAAAAAGAUGGAAUGAAACAGCUAGUCAUUGGUAAAGAUGGUUGUCUUCUUAAUUCAGAAGAAACACAGGUUCAAGCAAAGCUAACAGCAGUACAACAGUGCAGCUGUGGCAAUACAAAAACUGAAGUGAACUGUACGUACUGUGAAUACUGUGAGAGAGUGCUUUGUAUUAUGUGUCAGCAUUGUUGUGCCCGCUGCGAGAAGUAUCACUGUUCACAAUGUUCUCUUAUUGGCAGCCCGCACCUGCACCCGCCCGCCUCCCCGGAAGCCCAUUGCCCGGCUGGAUUACAGCGAUCACCGAACAAGCGGGAGUCCGGAUUACCGAGGUCGGAAGGCUCGCAAAUAUGUGUAUCUUGUUAUGGUUAG
Messenger RNA from Parnassius apollo (apollo), 564 nucleotides. NCBI's taxonomy places the organism in Eukaryota, Metazoa, Arthropoda, Insecta, Lepidoptera, Papilionidae. The record is from the annotation of a GenBank genome assembly.